UCGUUUCUGUCAGUCGCGCAGCAGUGUCUGGCGGCGCUGGGUGGGAAGUGCUGUUGUGUUCCUUGGACUUCGUUGUUGGGAUUUAACGAAAUUUUGGGAGUCUCUACCACAGCCCUCACCAUGUCGGUCCCAAGCGCACUCAUGAAGCAGCCGCCCAUUCAGUCUACGGCUGGGGCCGUCCCAGUUCGCAAUGAGAAAGGUGAGAUUUCAAUGGAAAAAGUGAAAGUAAAACGUUAUGUGUCUGGAAAGAGGCCAGAUUAUGCCCCUAUGGAGUCCUCAGAUGAAGAGGAUGAAGAAUUUCAAUUCAUUAAGAAAGCUAAGGAACAAGAAGCAGAGCCUGAAGAACAGGAGGAAGAUUCGUCCAGUGACCCCCGACUUCGGCGUUUACAGAAUCGCAUUAGUGAAGAUGUGGAAGAGAGAUUGGCUCGACACCGGAAAAUAGUGGAACCUGAGGUGGUAGGAGAAAGUGAUUCAGAGGUAGAAGGAGAUGCCUGGCGCGUGGAACGAGAAGACAGCAGUGAAGAAGAGGAGGAAGAAAUUGAUGAUGAGGAAAUAGAGCGGCGCCGUGGCAUGAUGCGUCAGCGAGCACAGGAGAGGAAAAAUGAAGAGAUGGAAGUCAUGGAAUUAGAAGAUGAAGGGCGCUCUGGGGAGGAGUCGGAGUCAGAGUCUGAGUAUGAGGAGUACACGGACAGUGAAGAUGAAAUGGAGCCUCGACUUAAGCCUGUCUUCAUUCGAAAGAAGGACCGAGUGACAGUUCAGGAACGGGAAGCUGAAGCAUUGAAACAGAAGGAACUGGAGCAGGAGGCAAAACGCAUGGCUGAGGAGCGGCGCAAGUACACACUAAAGAUUGUAGAAGAAGAGACCAAGAAAGAGCUGGAGGAGAACAAGCGGUCCCUCGCCGCACUGGAUGCACUCAAUACGGAUGAUGAAAAUGAUGAGGAGGAAUACGAGGCAUGGAAAGUCCGAGAGCUCAAAAGAAUCAAGAGGGACAGAGAAGACCGAGAAGCGCUUGAAAAGGAAAAAGCAGAAAUUGAACGCAUGCGAAACCUGACUGAGGAAGAAAGGCGGGCUGAACUUCGGGCAAAUGGCAAAGUCAUUACCAACAAAGCCGUUAAGGGAAAAUACAAGUUUUUACAAAAGUAUUAUCACCGGGGUGCCUUCUUCAUGGAUGAGGACGAAGAGGUAUACAAGAGAGAUUUUAGUGCACCUACUCUUGAGGACCAUUUCAACAAAACCAUUCUUCCAAAAGUCAUGCAGGUCAAGAAUUUUGGACGGUCUGGUCGUACAAAGUACACCCACCUUGUAGAUCAAGAUACCACUUCCUUUGACUCUGCAUGGGGCCAAGAGAGUGCCCAGAACACAAAGUUCUUUAAGCAAAAGGCAGCUGGGGUACGUGAUGUAUUUGAGCGACCAUCUGCCAAGAAGAGGAAAACCACCUAGGCUUCAACUACUUAUUCCAACUCUGGGACACAAGGGCAUCUGGUCCUCAGUUUUCUUUACCCAUUAUUUACAUAGUUCUUGUAUAGAGCCUUCUGGACUUCCUGCCAUACCGUGUGUUUGAAGGUGCUUUGUAAGAGGUUUGGACUCAUCCUGAGAAACCCACAGAAAAGCACUAGCCAGGUAGGGUUAGAGGCUUCCCACUUCAACAAUUUCUGAGAAAUCUUAGGUUUCUCUACCAUGGCUUCCCAUAUUGACUUGGGACUGUUCUGAGCUUAUUUUUCCAGCAUCUUAGCCUGGAUCAGAUACGUGGGCAUGUGAGUGGAUGACACAGUACUCUUCCUUAAGGUCAGGAGUAGGGUAUAAGGAAAUCUAAACUCAAUCCAACAUGUUUUUGCAUUUGAGGUGUUGAAUCUACUUUUUGUAAGUAAACAUACUUUUUAAUCUC
Molecule: messenger RNA, 1885 nt
Organism: Phodopus roborovskii (desert hamster)
Lineage: Eukaryota; Metazoa; Chordata; Mammalia; Rodentia; Cricetidae
Gene: Mfap1
Product: microfibril associated protein 1
Exons: 9
Coding region: 121-1440 (439 amino acids)
Biological process (GO): mRNA splicing, via spliceosome
Cellular component (GO): U2-type spliceosomal complex
Molecular function (GO): RNA binding
Source: RefSeq, a predicted model, not a curated record